GCGGAUCCAUAUUUGAAGAAGGCUCCUUUUUGGGGUUGCAGACAUCGUCUUUUGUUUGUUCCCUUUUGAUCGUUUUGGGUGGGUGGGGAGUGAACAAGAAAGAUUGCAGGCAAUGGCUACUUCUGUUGUUGGCGUGAUCGGGAAGACCGGUUCCCAGUGGGUUCGGGUCGGAGGCCGGAAGAUGAAGAACGGAGCCGAUAGGAAUCGAGGGGUCAAAGUUUCUUGCUCUCAUUCUUCUUCCUCCUCGUCGGUGCUGGAUCCGUACCAGACCCUGAGGAUUCAACCCGGCGCUUCCGAAUCCGAGGUCAAGAAGGCCUUCAGGCAGCUCGCUCUCCAGUAUCAUCCGGACGUUUGCAGAGGGAGCAAUUGCGGGGUGCAGUUUCAUCGGAUAAAUGAAGCGUACGAUGUUGUGAUGAGCAGUUUGAGGGGCGAAUCAAGUGAGCAAGCGAUGUAUGAAUCAUCAUCAUGUGCAUAUGAACACGGAGGUGAUGAGGAGUUCAGAGGGAUGAACGAUCCUGAGUGGGACAUGUGGGAAGAGUGGAUGGGAUGGGAGGGUGCUGGAAUCCGUGAUUACACCUCUCACAUCAAUCCCUACGUCUGAAAAUUAUUUGCAUCUUUCUUGUGUUUUGUUUUUUAUAAAUCAUGAAUGGCGGCCCGCAUUUCGCCCCCCCAAAAAAAGAUGGGGUCUUCUUGUGUAUGUAAGUGGAAGAUGGGUGAUGGGGUCAUUGUUCUUUGUAUAUAUUAUGCAAUCUCCAGUGGAAGAAGUCCCCAAAGUUAAAAUGAUUUGGGGGGUAUCUUGUAUCGAA
Molecule: messenger RNA, 806 nt
Organism: Syzygium oleosum
Lineage: Eukaryota; Viridiplantae; Streptophyta; Magnoliopsida; Myrtales; Myrtaceae
Product: chaperone protein dnaJ 8, chloroplastic-like
Exons: 3
Coding region: 113-601 (162 amino acids)
Source: RefSeq, a predicted model, not a curated record